Magallana angulata is the source of this 2166-nucleotide messenger RNA. RefSeq names its product cilia- and flagella-associated protein 157-like. The coding region runs from base 25 to 1704 and encodes 559 amino acids. Gene Ontology annotation, cellular component: cilium; ciliary basal body. Gene Ontology annotation, molecular function: microtubule binding. The transcript has 10 exons. The record is from RefSeq and is a predicted model, not a curated record. Lineage: Eukaryota; Metazoa; Mollusca; Bivalvia; Ostreida; Ostreidae.
CGUAGAUCAUAAAAGGACACAAAUAUGCCUCCCAAAAAGAAGAAGAGUGGGAAGAAGGGGAAGAAAAGUGCCAAGAAGUCUGGCCGAGGUUCCCCUUCCAAAAGUAUCGAAACCAUGAAUGAACUGUCAAAAGAAUAUUUUAUCAUUCAAAUUCGAGACUUAGAGAACAGAUUGCAAAGGUAUCAGAAAAGAUGUGAUGAAUUGGAAGUGAACAGAGGAAAUUACAAUGAAAAAUUUGAACAACUUGAAAAACAGAAAAAUGAUAUUGUGGAUUACCUGAAAAAAGAAAUCAAUAAGAAAAAUGAUGAUAUUGAGGAUUUGAAUGAACAGCUGAUUGGUUUACAACAGACACGAGAGCUAGAAAAAGAGCAGGCCCAUGCCACCAUUCAGCAGAUUAAAACUGAACUCCAGGAGACCAAGGACCAGCUAACAUCUGAUAACAUGAUUCUAGGUGGUAAAUUGGCCUCUCUGGAAGAGUUCAAAGUGCACAGAGAAGAACUGAUGGCAAAGUUUGCUAACAUGGAAAAGGAACUAGAACAGAAAGAUGAGGACCACAAAUCUGCCAUUUAUGAUCUGGAAAAGAAAGCAGUAUUAGAUAAAUCAAGAUUGAAAUCAGAAAUGGUUCAACGAGUCAAUCAGGUGGCUGCAGAAUUUAGGAGAGUAUCCAAUAAACAGAUGGCAGAGACCACGAAAAACACCAUCAGGGAAAAUGUGUCCAUUACAGCCCAGCUAGCAAAGAUGUCCGACAAAACUAUGGAGCUGAUUCAAGAGAAUGAUGAACUGAAAAAGAAAGAAAGGCAACAAAAACAGCAUAUAGAGAUGUUAGAGGACAAUGAAAAAACACUAGCCAAGAAAAACCAUAGUCAUCAAAAGUUAAUCAAGAUGCUGACAGACAAAUGUCGAAACCAGGAGGCACUCAUUGCUGAGUUUGAUUCUAGGGAACAGGAGUAUCAGGAGUUAGAUGCUGAGAUUGAUUUUCUGAAACAACAAGUAGAGUCACAGAGAGAAGAAAUCCAGAGUUUAGCGAAAGAAAAUGAGCAGUUACAGGAAGAUCUAAAGGAAGCCAAAACUAAAUUUAGAGCAGAGAAAAGAAACAAAGAGAAGGUGGACAGGAUUCUGUAUGAUGCUGCAGAGGCCAUUAAAAUGAUGCUCCAGAAGUCAGAUGAUACAGAAUCAGAGAGUGGGUACAAUGACAUUGAGAAGAAGGACAACAUGUUGGAGAAUCUGCUCAUCUUGUUGAACAGUGCUGCUGCCAUUGGUAUAGGGCCCCAGCCCGAGGAAUUCGGGAAGUAUGAAAUGAGGCAGAAGAGUGCCAGUGAAAUGCCAGGCUCAAAGCAAGGCCUCAAAAGAGGAAUGCUCCCAAUGUCUCCUGUGGCCAGGAGUGGUGGCACCCUUCCCCAUUAUCAGCUCGGAGAUUUGGGUUUGAUUCCUCGACCCAAGAACCAUAUUCCCACCAGUGUAGAUAAGAUGAGGGUCCUGUCCGCCACCACAAGACUGGGUGGUCUCCGUAAAGUGUUGACCAAGUCUGUAGCCGUUCAAACCGUCAGUGCUCCUAAGGCGUUAUUUUAUGCUGAUCAACUUCUGAGUAAAGCUCCCACUGGUUCCCAGGAAGCUGUGAUCUCCAUGACAACAGAAAGGAUCCGGUCCCCAGGGAUGCCCCUUGGCCCUAUACAUACAGCUAAAGCCACCAGUAAAGUCUAUUAAUCAAACCGCUAUCACAGCAUGUUAAUCACAUGUGACAAGAACUCACAUCAAUGUUGUCAGGAGGCACCAACAGAUCAAGUGUCAAAUGCAUGCUGUUAAAAAAUAUGUUUUAGAAUGAAGUUCACAAAUUGUUAUUUUAACAUGCUAUAUUUUUGUGAUAUUUUUCUUUUUGUUUCAAACUCAUUUGUGAGUUGUUUGAAGACGCUUCAUGAUGAGCUUUGUAUUUUCUUCGGAUGUAUAAUAUAUUUAUACUUGCAACAGGUGAGUAAGGAAAAGUGUUAAUCUUGUUUUCAUUACGAUACAAACUAAAUACAAUAUUUCUUACAGAGAAAUCCAGUCAAUUAUUGUAUUAUGUAUAAUACAAAUGAUAUACUUAUCAUGAAGUCACUAUUUUUGUUGUUACAAUCAUUGUAAAUAUGUAUAAAAUUAUCUUUCACUCAAUAAAGCAUUUAAUAAAUGUGA